ACUUCUGCAGAACAUGAUAUUUUAGACUUGGUAGAACAAUUCAAUCCAUUCCUGGACUCCACUUUCCUACUUCUCUCCAUACUUCAAUGCAUUAUCUCACCAUGCUUAGAUCCGUGUCCACACGUGCCGCGAGGCAGCUCGCGCAACCCAUUGGCCGCCGCUAUGCCUCGACGCCUGCCGCCUUCGAUUGGAAAGACCCUUUGGGGUCAGCAUACAACUUCACAGAGGAAGAAUUGGCCAUUUCAGAAACAGCCGAAUCAUACUGUCAAGAGCGCAUGCUGCCGAGAGUGCUAGAGGCGUAUCGCAAUGAGAACUACGACAAGAAGAUCCUCGAGGAGAUGGGCGAGCUCGGUCUGCUAGGAGCAACGAUACAAGGCUAUGGCUGCGCAGGAGUUUCUUCGGUAGCUUCUGGAUUGAUCACGCGAGCAGUGGAGAGAGUAGACUCGGGAUACAGGUCAGGCAUGAGUGUACAAUCGUCGCUUGCGAUGGGUGGUAUCGAAGAGUUCGGAUCCGAAGAGCAGAAGGAGAAGUUUCUACCACAAAUGGCGAAGGGCAAGAUGCUGGGCUGUUUUGGGCUGACAGAGCCCAACCACGGGUCGGACCCCGGCAGCAUGGAGAGUGUUGCAAAGGAACACCCCACGAAGAAGGGCUACUAUAGCCUGUCGGGUUCGAAAACGUGGAUCACAAACUCUCCAAUUGCAGACGUGAUGCUCGUUUGGGCAAAGCUGCAGGAGACUGGCAAGAUUCGUGGCUUCCUGGUGGAGCGUUCUGAGGCGCCGCCAGGCACGCUCGAGACGCCAAAGAUUGGACACAAGAAUGGUCUGCGAGCAUCAAUAACUGGCAUGAUUCAAAUGGACAACCUGCCGAUAGCCAAGGAGAUGAUGCUUCCAGAGGUCGAGGGCCUAAGGGGUCCCUUCUCGUGUCUGAAUAGCGCUCGUUAUGGCAUUGCAUGGGGCGUUAUCGGUGCUCUCGAGGACUGCAUAGCCCGAGCAAGAGAGUACGCUCUCGAGCGCAAGCAGUUCAAGGGCAACCCGAUCGCCAAGUAUCAGCUCGUGCAGAAGAAGCUUGCAGAUGCUGCGACAGACGCAGCGUUCGGCAUCCAAGCCGCAUACCAAGUCGGGCGUCUAAAAGAUGAGGGCAAGGCAGCUCCAGAGAUGAUCUCGAUGAUUAAACGUCAAAAUUGUGAUCGUGCACUGGUCGGCGCGAGGAAUCUACAGGAGAUCUUCGGCGGCAACGCUGCCAGCGAUGAGUACCACAUCGGCCGACAUGUGUCGAACUUGUUCGUGACGCAGACUUACGAAGGACAGAGUGACAUUCAUGCACUCAUCCUUGGUCGGGCCAUUACCGGCAUUCAGGCCUUUGUUUAGGCCUUGAGAGUUUCAGGUUGGCGUCAUUGUAUGAAAGGCGUGGCGUGCAUGGAAUGGACACAGCGAAGAAAUCUGUACAGUAUACAGGAAACAUGUCGCACGAUUUGUAGCAUUCCAUAUGAGGAGCGGCUGCAUGUGUCAGCACUGCCCGUGAAUUGAGGCUGUGUACAAGUAUAGUAACCAGACAAGCGCCUGUCAAAUAAAUGGCCGCAGCCGCCCAGACGUGGAAGCCCAAA
Cercospora beticola is the source of this 1603-nucleotide messenger RNA. RefSeq names its product acyl-CoA dehydrogenase. Gene Ontology annotation, cellular component: mitochondrial inner membrane. The record is from RefSeq and is a predicted model, not a curated record. Gene Ontology annotation, molecular function: flavin adenine dinucleotide binding; glutaryl-CoA dehydrogenase activity; fatty-acyl-CoA binding. Lineage: Eukaryota; Fungi; Ascomycota; Dothideomycetes; Mycosphaerellales; Mycosphaerellaceae. Gene Ontology annotation, biological process: fatty acid beta-oxidation using acyl-CoA dehydrogenase; fatty-acyl-CoA biosynthetic process.